Messenger RNA from Kluyveromyces marxianus DMKU3-1042, 2397 nucleotides. RefSeq names its product mitochondrial elongation factor MEF2 (gene MEF2). Gene Ontology annotation, molecular function: GTPase activity; GTP binding. Gene Ontology annotation, cellular component: mitochondrion. Lineage: Eukaryota; Fungi; Ascomycota; Saccharomycetes; Saccharomycetales; Saccharomycetaceae. Bases 1 to 2397 code for a protein of 798 amino acids. The transcript has a single exon. The record is from RefSeq and is a predicted model, not a curated record. Gene Ontology annotation, biological process: ribosome disassembly; mitochondrial translation.
AUGUUUUUGAAGCUAUUUGUUCGACGUUAUGCAACGAAUUCGAAGAGAGAUUUGAGUAAAGUUAGGAAUAUUGGUAUCAUUGCUCAUAUCGAUGCGGGCAAGACUACUACAACUGAGCGAAUGCUCUACUAUAGUGGGAAAAUAAACCGUAUAGGUGAUGUGGAUCAAGGUGACACGAUUACGGAUUAUUUACCACAAGAACGGUCAAGAGGGAUUACGAUUCAGAGUGCAGCUAUUUCUUUCAAUUGGAAGAAGGAUUAUAAGGUGAAUCUUAUUGAUACACCGGGUCAUGCAGACUUCACAUUUGAAGUGAUAAGAUCAUUGAAGGUUCUUGAUGGAUGUGUGACCAUAUUAGACUCUGUUGCUGGUGUGGAGGCUCAGACGGAGAAAGUUUGGAAACAAUCUAGUGGAUUGCCUAAGAUAUGCUUUCUAAACAAGAUGGACAGAGAAGGGGCUGGGUUUAGCAGAACUGUGAAAGAACUAGUGGUUAAAAUGAACACACGGGCACUUUUAGUCAAUACUCCGGUAUUUAAGGUAGAACCUGGUACGAAAGAUUCUAAAUUUGUGGGUGUAUUGGACCUUAUUUAUGGGAAACAGCUGGUUUGGGACCGUGACGAUCCGGACAAGAUCAAUGUUAUUGACGUGACUGAAGGACACGAGUACUAUGAUGAUCUUCUACAUGGUAGGGAAGCAUUGGUAGAGACGCUAGGGGAGGUAGACGAAUCGCUUGUAGAGCACUUUUUGAGUGAUGCAGAUGGUGAUUAUUUGAAAGUAUCUCCAGAUGUGUUGAACAAGUCGAUUCGUAACGCAACGUUAUCUUUACAUGCAACUCCAGUUCUCUGUGGUGCAUCUUUCAGAAAUAUUGGUGUACAACCUUUGCUUGAUGCGAUUGUAAACUAUUUGCCCGACCCGUCGGAAGCUAGGCCACCUGAAGUUAAUAAUAAAGAUAUUAAAGUCACUAGUAAUCCAAAGAACGGUUUAAUCUUGAACAAUAAUCCAAACCUUUGUGUUUCUCUUGCAUUUAAAGUUAUUACCGAUGCUAUCAGAGGUACAAUGGUGUUUAUCAGAGUGUACUCAGGUGUGCUUCGUUCCAACCAUACGGUUUACAAUACUACCACUGGUACUAAGUUCAAGAUUGGAAAGCUCAUUCAAAUGCAUGCUAACAUCCCAGAAGAAGUCAACGAAUUGUAUCCCGGCGAUAUUGGUGUACUUACUGGUUCUAAUGUCUCUGAAUAUAUUAAAACUGGUGAUACAAUUAUCACCCAUGUCACCAAGAAGGACGGCAUACGGUCGUUUGAUAAGAAGAAAGAGUUAACGUUGAAGAUCAACCCAAUCGAAAUCCCCCCACCAGUGUUUAACGCUGCAAUUGAACCAAAGACGUUGGGUAACAAGAAACCUAUGGAAGAAGCUUUGGCUCAAUUAACAAGAGAAGAUCCCUCGCUUGUUGUUACUCAGGAUGAAGAGAGUGGACAAACACUAUUAAGCGGUAUGGGAGAACUUCAUUUGGAAAUCGCAAGAGAUCGGUUAUUGAAUGAAUUGAAUGCACAAGUUGACGUAGGUAAAGUUAUUGUUUCUUAUAAGGAAACUGUAAACUCUACAUGCAAGGAAAGGACGAUUGAAACGGAGGAUGGUUACAGAAUUACUGCGGUAAUUGAGCCAUUGGACGAAGAAAUCAAAUCUAAUCCACCAGGUAACGAAGAAUGGUAUUCUUUAGCAAGUGAUAAUAACUUUAUGGUAAUGGAAAAACAUAUGACUUAUGACGCAGAGAAGAACUGGCCAUUUCAAGUGCCAUACGUUACCGUUGUCAAUUCCCUGUUGCCUAGUUGUUUGGUUGCUUUACAGAGAGGUGGGAAAAUCGGAGGUUUCCCAUUAAACAGCUGUGUUGUUCGUAUUAGGGGAGAUUGGGAGGUGCCAAAGGAUGCAACCUCGAUUACACCACUACUAACUCAUAGCAGACAGCUCUUUUCUCAAAUUCUUGCUGAGGAAGACGAGAAGAACUUCUCAGUAUUAGAACCGGUUAUGAACGUUGAAGUGAUGGUUCAACAACAGGACAUGGGACCUAUUAUUCAGGACCUAUCAAGUGCCAGAAAGGCAAACAUCUUAUCUAUCGAAGAUGAGAACACCAGUGCCAUUGAUGAAUCUAACAUUACCUUCAAAAAUAUCGCCGAGCAAAUGUGGUUACCUAAGGAUAUGACAUUGGAAUUUGCAAAGAUAGGUAAGGAGGCGCAGGCCCCAAAGCUUAUUCAAGCCCAGGCACCAUUGAAGGAAAUGGUUGCAUACAAUAAUAAAAUCAGAAGUAUUACGCAAGGGAGAGGUAGUUUCAAUAUGUACUAUCAUGGCAUGCAACCGGUUACUCAUGACAGACUACAAGCAAUUCUUUCAGACUAUUAUAACUAG